This is a messenger RNA of Topomyia yanbarensis, 2643 nucleotides long. Its product is annotated as probable ATP-dependent RNA helicase CG8611. Gene Ontology annotation, biological process: ribosome biogenesis. Gene Ontology annotation, molecular function: ATP binding; nucleic acid binding. The coding region runs from base 90 to 2462 and encodes 790 amino acids. Gene Ontology annotation, cellular component: nucleus. The record is from RefSeq and is a predicted model, not a curated record. The transcript is spliced from 4 exons. NCBI's taxonomy places the organism in Eukaryota, Metazoa, Arthropoda, Insecta, Diptera, Culicidae.
CCGGGCGAGUUGUGUACACGUUGUUCUGCCUACUAAAAGUGUUUAGUUCUAUUUCAUUUCGAUAAAUUCUAUCAAUUAAACAUAAUAAAAUGGAUUUAAUGUUAAGCAACUUCAUCACCGAUGAUGAACCGAAGGUGGAAAAGAAGAAAAAUAAAUCGGUUGGUGCGGACGUCGGAGGAAAAUUCAAUAUGGUUUUCAGCAAAACUCAACCGAUAAAGGCAAUCGUGGCUCGGAAGCGUGUUCUGCCCGUUUCCAAUACCGAUGCCGCCAAGAAACAGAAAACUCAACCGGAGCAACAACCAAACAAAUUCACACCGAAAAAAGUACCGGAAUCAGUCAAACCAAAAUCAAGCUCCAGUAAACCCCCGGACAAAUCACCGAAGGUGAAACAAAAACCGGAACAAUCAGCAGAGAAGGACCCCAAAUUCCUAAUGAGUGAAGAGUUCAAAAAGAUAAAAACAAACCGAAAAUCAAACAUGUUCGACCGGCUGAAAAAUCAAAUGCCCAAGGUGGACCUGCCGGAUGUGCACCCACUAACGGAGAAAGUGUUCAGUGAUGCGUCCAUCCAAUCGCUCGACAUUCAUGCCCACUCGAAAAAGAACGUCGCCGAUUUGCUCGGCUAUCAGAAGCUAACCGUCGUCCAAAGUAUGUCCAUUCCGAAGAUCCUGGAGGGACGAGACGUUCUAAUCCGUGCCCAGACAGGUUCCGGAAAAACGUUGGCCUACGCGCUACCGUUGGUAGAGAAACUACACUCACAGGCGGUAAAGAUUUCCCGAACGGAUGGAAUACUGGCCGUGGUGGUGGUUCCUACCCGGGAAUUGGCUCUGCAGACGUACGAGCUGUUUUUGAAGCUGUUGAAGCCAUUUACCUGGAUCGUUUCCGGGUAUUUGUGCGGGGGCGAGAAGCGAAAGGCGGAAAAGGCUAGACUGCGGGCAGGGUUGAAUAUUUUGAUUGGAACGCCGGGACGGUUUUGCGAUCAUAUUAAGAAUACGGAAUCGAUGAAGUUGGAUUCGGUGCGGUAUUUGAUUUUGGAUGAAGCAGAUCGGUUGCUGGAACUUGGGUAUGAGAAGGAUGUUAAACAGAUUGUGGAAUCGAUUAAGGGAAAUCGGGCGGUGGAUGAAUGUGGUAUUCAAACGGUGCUUUUGUCUGCUACUUUGACCCAUUCGGUUAAAGAACUGGCAGGGUUGACACUGGUCAAUCCGGCUUGUGUGGAUACGAGCGAUAUUGCAGUGGAACGACAAUUCGAUAGUUUACGGGUAGAAGAUAUGGAAGAACGGAUAACGAUUCCAGCUACAGUUCGACAGAGUUAUCUUGUGGUUCCACCAAAAUUACGACUGGUUAGUCUAAGUGGAUUGCUUGCUUACGAGCUGAAUCGGAAGGUUAAAAAAGCACUGGUUUUUAUGGCGACACAGGAUUUGGUGGAUUUUCACUACGACGUUAUGGUGGAGGUUCUGACGCAGAAAAAGUUAGAUUCGGAUAAUGAAAACAGUUCGGAUGAAGACGAGGAAAAUAUGAGUGAAUCCGAUUCCGAAUCAGAAACAGACUCAACCGAAACGAUACUGCUGCCGAAUGUUAGCUUCCUGAAACUACACGGAAAGAUGACUCAAAUCGAGCGCAGCUCCGUUUUCAGAGAAUUUCGCAGCUCCAAAUCAGCCGUGCUUCUCUGCACGGAUGUAGCCGCCCGGGGGAUCGACGUACCGAGCGUGGAUUUAGUUGUUCAGUACCAGGCACCGCAAAUCCUUGCUGACUAUGUGCACCGGGUAGGCCGAACGGCCCGGGCCGGACAGAGCGGAAAGGCCGUACUGUUUGUGGAACCAGCCGAGAUUGAAUUCGUUAAAUAUCUCGCGGGCAAGCAAAUCAAGCUGCUGGAGGAGCGGGUGGAUCCUAUUUUCAGCCGGAUUGGACAGCUAUUGAAUGGUACGGCUGCGCGGAAAAACAAAAACAAGGAACAGGCAGCCAUCGAAUUGCAGCAUCGCUUCGAGAAGCUGGUGGCAGCGGAGAAAGAGCUCUUCAGUCGAGCCUGCAAAGCCUUCGUUUCCUGGGUGCGGUACUAUUCCAACUUCCCGAAGGAACUACGGCGGAUUUUCGCCAUCAAAGCAGUUAACAUGGGCCACUACGCCAAGUGUUUGGGUCUGCGGGAUCCACCGAAGCAGCUGGUCCGACAACAUACCGGCCCCCGUGGUGACGAGGGGACCGAAGGUGGCAAAUUUCAACGACGAAAUGGAGGUGGAGGUCGUCCCCAUAAAGGCAUCAACAAACCAAACCGUACAAAGAUGAACCCGAAAAAGCGCCCGACAACAGUCACCGCAACCGAUGUGCCCGGUAAUCAUCGUCGUGUGUUCGAGGCUGGCCAUCGCCACAAGGAUCUUGCCGGGUAUGCUCGAGCUUCGCGAGUGCUUAACAUGUCCGAGUUCGAUAGCGGUCUAGCGCCACCGACUGGGAAAAAGGCGAAAAAACACUAACCAACACCGACUGACCGCAGUCUCCGUUCCAUCGGUCGGGGCACUGAUUCAACUUUGUACAUACCACACUAAUGUGCUGGUACAGUUUUUGUUUUGAGUUUUUUUUCUACUGACCCGGGUAAUGAUUCACAUUAUAGAAAUAAAUUAAAGCAAACAACCUGAGCGUACAGAAAUUGUGAUU